UUUCUUAUCUAUUUCUUUUUUUACCAUGAAAGGUAAGAAGAGUUAUCAAUCCAGUAUAUGUAGUGCAAUCUUCGGUUCAAAGUGCUACUGGGAAUUUCGAAGCCGCCAAUCAAACAGUAGUGACCUUUUUCAGACGAUGUCCUGUAACAUCUCAGUUACUAUCUUUACAACAAGCGAUGCUUGGGGAUGAAAAAGGAGCAGCAGCGACACAAUUGGAAUUCUUACGUAAUCUAGGGAUUCCUGUUCCUAAGAUAAAGAAUUUCUAUCACUACACGAACAAAGAGGGCGCUACAGCUAUCGCAAGGUGUAAAAAGAUUAGCGCAUCUAGCGUCGAAGCCAGGGACGCAACAUAUGGAAGAGGCGUAUAUUUCACUUCCAUGGACCCUCGUCACUUCAGCAAGGAAGAAAUACGAGAAAACAACUACGGCAACAGCGCAGCGUUUCCUGACAGGACUGACUAUGUGGUUGAAGUAUGGAUGCCAUGGAAUCAUAUGCAUAGGACCCCUGAUACACGUGACAUCUACCUGUACGCAAACGAUGUGGAACUCGAACGAUAUACUUACAACAUUUUAAAGAUUUGACCAGCCCACCAGUCCACCAGCC
Messenger RNA from Actinia tenebrosa (Australian red waratah sea anemone), 603 nucleotides. RefSeq lists its product as uncharacterized. NCBI's taxonomy places the organism in Eukaryota, Metazoa, Cnidaria, Anthozoa, Actiniaria, Actiniidae. The record is from RefSeq and is a predicted model, not a curated record.